UUUGGGUACGUCAGGAUCCUUCGACAUGGACAGCACGGACAAUGUGCUGUUGACGGUGCGCGGGGCCAACGUGGCCGAGGGUCCGACCGGCUAUGCCAACUUGCGAGAUUCUCUUUGCUUGAGCACUACGACGGAGUUACAUGCCCACCAGCAAGCAGCGGUGGCGUGGAUGUUGCAUAGAGAAACCAAUUGCGACAAGGUCCUUCACGGCGGCAUCCUUGCCGACGGCCCUGGGUUGGGGAAAACAUUGACAAUGCUCAGUGUCAUUCAGCUCCACCGCUCUUCUCGCCCAACUCUCGUGGUCGUACCAAACCAGAUCAUCGCACAGCAAUGGUAGCAAGCGAGGCACACGCGAAUCGACAAGGUGACGAGGCAUGCCUCCAUAGGAUGAAAGACAUGGCGACGCAUUUUGCACAAACCACUUGGUCGUCGAGCAUCUUCAACGCAACCACCCCGAUCAAUGAGUCCCACCGCAUUGUAAUAAUCCUCAUGAAAGACCUGGCCAAAGAAUGGCACCGACGCCAGAGCGAGCUCAGCGAGCGAGGCCGAAGCGUGAGUACGCUGUACCACGUGUCCUGGAGUCGCAUUUGCGUCGAUGAAGUGCAAGAGAUCUUGGGCAAGUCGUCGUUGGCGGCGCAGAUGAUGCAGCAGUUGAAUGCACCGAUUCGAUGGGGAUUGUCAGGGACCCCCGUGUCCAAAGUUGCCGACAUUGCAGGUGUGGCCCAGUUCCUGCAGCUGGCACCGUACGACUCGAGCACAUGGUGGCUCCAACAUGACAUCGCCGUCGCGCUGGAGCUCGUGCAGCCUAUUCUUGAUCAAAUCGUAUGGCGGACUUCGAGUCAGCACGUGAGCCGGAGCUUGCAGCUGCCGUCGCAGACCAUCCUUCCCACGACGUUUGUGCAGCUGUCGGCGAUUGAAUUCGCCGCGUAUCGACCGCACUUUGAGCGGUAUAUCAAAGACAUUCGACGACGGAUUGCAUCGUUUAAAGGCAAUACCAGCCUGAUCACGCUCCACGAGCUGCGACAACUCCUCCAUCACCCCGCCGUCCUGAACUUGUGUAAAGGUGCAUCCCACGUCUCCUUGUUGACCAAAUGCACCACGUCCAUCGACUCGAGCGCCGGCUUUAUUGCCCACAUGGCCACACGACAGCGUGAGCAGUGCAGUUUAGCUCUCAGCCAGUGGCUCGGAGUAUGUCUGUCAUGCCCAAAGCAGCUCGAAAUCGCGUACAAAACAUGGCAAGACCUCGCUACCGAGAUCUCAGUUCCAUGGCAGGUGCAGCUAAAGGUGUUGUCCGCAUUGUCGGCGCUUCAUCAUGUGUCUCCUGUUCGAUAUCGCCACCAAAUCCACCGCGCGAUUCUCGACUCGCCAUGCCAGCGCCGACUUCCUGUCACUUUGUGGCAACGGAUAUUUGUAUAUUUACACGAAGACUUUUCUGACCAACAACUACGCGUGUUAAUCGCCCAGCAGCAUCCCCUCCUGGCAGCAUUUCAAGACAAGGCAACUGCGUUCUGGACCGCCCACGCCGCGCCAUGGUCCCAGCACAACUUUCAGAGCCAAGUGGAGGCGUCAUUCGACCUGGAGCGCCGAAUUCAAUUGCCAGCGAUGGUGGCCAUCCUGAACGAUUUCACCAAUAUGCGUUUAUCCGAGGCCAAGUCCCGAGUAGGCAUUUUUGAGCGCCCGACGUUGUGGCAUUACCUUCGAAACAAAACGACCGAGUCCAUCGACGUGGGCGAGAUACGAAUGGUCACGAUGGACUUGCUCGGCCAGUACAUGGAGCAAUUCAGCGCCAGUCUCAAGCUGCUACACGAUGUCAUGCAUGCAGAUUGGAGGAGGGAACUACAAAUGGUCUUGAGGGGAUAUCGCGACUGCAACCACGCGACCCGGCGGCUCGAUCGAACCCUCGUCGUGGGUCGGGAGGAGCGAUGGCAGCGUCGCGACCAUGCACAUGGUCAAGGACGCGGCCAGAUCUCCCUUGGCUCACGAUGUGUUGUGUGCACGCUGCGCAACCGCAUCGACUUGGCGUUGAGCUUCCUCGUCACCGAGGGCAAAACAUUAACGCUGAUGGUGAUCUUUUUCACACUUGAGGCGCCCCCUGAGAUGCUUGGCCUCUUUAACGACUGCAUCGCACACCUUGAGCACAUGGUAUCGUUGGCAACACUGCUGGACAACUGGCUCCGAGUGAGCUGCGAGGCCCAGAAUUGCAUGGCAUACGCUGGCGACGACCCGUCAGCAGCUGCAUUCAAGCGCGUCAAAGUGGCACACGAAAAAUUUCAACUGGCCAACUGCUACCGCCAGUACACGAGCACAAUUGCUUCGUUGGACGAGACGGCAUCGCCUGCGACGAAUUGCUGCGAUUUUUGUGGGACCGCCAUGACUCGAUCGGCGACGUCGUUGCUGCUGUGCUGUCAUCGCUUCUGCGCCGCGUGCAUUGCAAAGGCAGCGUCCAACGAGAUGGCGACGCAUCGUUGCUUGGUCUGCUUUAAGUCCCAGCCGUUUGCUCUGGCCAAGGCCCCGCCACUGCCACCCAGUUUGCUCGCAUGCGGAUCAAAGAUGGACGUCAUCCUCCAGGACUUGACUGCGAUUGCCCCGCACGAGAAAUGCGUCGUAUUUUCACAGUUUCCCGAAGUGCUCGAGUUGGUCAUGACCGAGUUGACCAAGCGCCAUGUCCGGAGUGUGCAGCUCCGCAGCGGCAAUCAGAUAUCGUUGCGACAUGCGUUCGAAACGGACACCGACGUUCGAGUGCUGCUCCUGCCGCUGAAAAAGUACAACCACGGGCUCAACUUGGUGGAAGCGACCCACGUCUUUUUGAUCGAGCCAUCGUUGCAACCAGCGUUGCACGCCCAAGCCAUAGCCCGCGUCAAGCGGUUGAAUCAAACCAGACCGACCUUUGUCCACCGGUAUGCCGUGCGAGACACUGUCGAGGAAGCGGUUGACGCGGCCGUGACCCAUGACAACCACCGCCUGACCAAAGGGGACAUUUACCGCAUCUUUGCUCACGACGCGUUCCUCUCGACGUAGUGUUUAUCCAAGAUAUGGAGGUUUGUUCAGUAUGGCGUGGUCUUGGGCGGUAUCCCGCCGUCGUUUCUCGAGUUGGGCUCGAAAGCAUUGCUAGCUAUACAUUCUCCACACCCAGAAGACUCGAGCUUGGUCCGUGUUCAAAUAUGGAUGGCUCUCGACGACGAACGUUCAACUUGGAACAGUUGUGACCGCGAUCAUCCGCGUUUACGACCAAGUGAAGUUCGGCAGACGACAUUCAUUUCUCCACCUUCCUUUCGGACGGAGCGCAGCGUGGUGGCACACUUUCACGACAGCUCCUAACGAAGGUGCGGCCAGCACACGUUUUCCGCCGAUCGUGAGCCGCACAACACAUUGUGUC
Aphanomyces invadans is the source of this 3376-nucleotide messenger RNA. RefSeq lists its product as hypothetical. The transcript is spliced from 13 exons. Bases 331 to 3018 code for a protein of 895 amino acids. NCBI's taxonomy places the organism in Eukaryota, Oomycota, Saprolegniomycetes, Saprolegniales, Verrucalvaceae. Gene Ontology annotation, molecular function: ATP-dependent chromatin remodeler activity; ATP binding. The record is from RefSeq and is a predicted model, not a curated record.